This is a messenger RNA of Nematolebias whitei (Rio pearlfish), 598 nucleotides long. RefSeq names its product conserved oligomeric Golgi complex subunit 5-like. Gene Ontology annotation, biological process: intra-Golgi vesicle-mediated transport. NCBI's taxonomy places the organism in Eukaryota, Metazoa, Chordata, Actinopteri, Cyprinodontiformes, Rivulidae. Gene Ontology annotation, cellular component: COG complex. The record is from RefSeq and is a predicted model, not a curated record. Bases 32 to 598 code for a protein of 188 amino acids. The transcript has 8 exons.
GGAGGAGCUUGAUGACGUUGCAUGCGGAAGUAUGAAGGCCAGCGAAGAGGAUUCCACGAAAUCUCUGUUAAAAGAUGAGUGUUAUGCGGAUUUCCUGUCAGAAGGGUUCGACGCGAAGACGUUCACGGCGCAGGUGAUCCAUCACGCGCUGAUGUGUGAGCAGCUGGCCGUGCUGCAGCAGGGCAUCAGCCAGCUGGACAAGGAGCUGCACGUCCAGGUUGUGGAGAGACAUGAAGACCUACUGGCUCAGGCAACAGGGAUCGAGUCUCUUGAAGGAGUUCUUCAGAUGAUGCAGAUCAGGAUCAGUACUCUGCAGGCUGCUGUGGACAGGAUAAGAACAAAGAUUGUUGAUCCUUAUAACAAGAUCGUUGCCAGGACGACCCAGUUGGCCAGACUGCAGGUGGCCUGUGACCUGCUGCGGAGAAUCAUUCGCAUCUUGUAUCUCAGCAAGAGGCUGCAGGGGCAGCUGCAGGGGGGCAUCAGGGAGAUCACCAAGGCUGCUCAAAGCCUCAAUGAACUGGGUAGGCCUAUUCAUAUUUCAUAUCCACAUUCUUCAGAGGCUGUGGCUUUCACAGUAACACAGCUGUUUAACUCUUAA